GAGGCUGAUUAGUCAAGGCUGUUAAAAAGACUCCAUGUGUGAAGCAGCUUUUAGGCUCGGCCUCUCCUUUAACCCUUUAUUUGCUUAGUACAGUUAUUACUUGCAUUUGUAGCACAGGCAGGUUGGUUAAUGGUUCGUAGUAGGACUUGUGCAGCACUAAGUAUAUGGUAAAUGAGAUCAGCGCCACCACCCUGCAGAUCUAAUUAAGGCAAACUGGGUAAGAACCGAGCGCCUCCUGUGGAUACGAGCCACUCUUUGUAAGUUUGACAAAGAAGGACAGGAAGGAGGACAAAGGAGCGUGAGUAGCUGUACUUGUCCAAGCGGCACCAGCAGAGGGGACACCAGUGAAACUGAAUAAUCUUAAGGGCAGAGGAGUAUUGUGGGGACCGGCACCAGAGCAGUGGUGCUGCCGACAAGCAGGAAGGCUGCAGACCACCGAAGGACUCUUGUUUCUGGGAUACUGUCAUUGGUUUUCGUUUCUGUGAAGUUUUAAUAGCUGCAUUCCUUGUUGCAGUUUGAUUAUUUUUCGGAGGUGUUUUCCCUUUUGAGAACUGAUAAAGUCGUGGAUUAAAAAAAGUGAAGUUCGUUUGGGUGUCUAAUUUUUGGGAAGGCGUACGUUGCAUCAAAUAAAUUUCUUUGGGAAGUUGUAAGCCAUAGAAAAGGAAGGAAAAUGCCAAUCUUGAAGCAGUCGGGAAGCACACAUGGGAAGAAACGCAUCCGUCCAGAUAUCACCCGUGAGAUGAUCAGUGCACCAUUAGGAGAUUUCCGGCACACUAUGCAUGUGGGUCGGGGAGGAGAUGUCUUUGGAGACACUUCAUUUCUCAGUAACCAUGGCCCAUCCACGGUGAGCAGUCCUGAUAAAAGCCCUGCUGCUAAUGAGCGAGGAGAUCAUUGGCAGAUGGAGAACCUUUCUUCUUCACAUCCCCAUAUCAAUGAGGAAAGGGCAUCUUUCACAAGGGAUGAAAUUCAUUCUGUAAACAUUUCCAAGUCCCUCAGUCAGUUGUCUGACCAAAGUGGGCAGUCAUCUGGACUGGGGUCUGGAUCUAGUCCAACAAAGUCAAACUCCUCUGCCUGUGGAUUGGAGGACAGCUUAGUUGGCUGGCGCCAAGGAAAUGGAGAUGCCUGUGAUCUGGAUUUAGCUCCUACUCCUCCUUCCAAUGCUGGUCUGAAGCAUGCAGAGUCUAUCUUGUCUUUUCACCUUGAUCUUGGGCCCUCUUUGCUGGACGAUGUUCUGGGUGUCAUGGAAAAAAGCAAACGAGAAAGUGAGGAUGAGGGUCUUGGUUUAGAGAAAGAUCAGAGUUCGAGCAAAAUGUCUGACUUCAUGUUGUGGCAAACUGUCACCAAUGGGAAGGUGGAAGUCAAUGGAGUAUCCUACCAAGAUGAACGAGUGAAGGACUCCACUUCUAGCACCACAUCUGGGACCCUAGAAGAAAAUCGAUCCCUCUCUGAUGAGGACAGUAAUGAAGAGGAGAAGCACUCUGUUUAUGAAGGAGUUCAGGAGAGUUCCAUUAGGAAGAACACCAUUGAAAACCACCAAUUAGAAUCGGAGGAGGAGGAGGAGGAGGAAAAGGGGCAAGGGUACACAUUUGAUGAUGAAUUAGAUGAUGGCGAUGAUGAUGAAAUUGGACUAUAAUGCCUUGCAUUUAGACAAAAGAACAGAGUAGAAAACUAAGAGAUUUGUGAAACUGGAGCAGAUGGCAUUUUCGAAUGGAAGCUGACCAAAACUUUAAAAUGCCUUUUGGACUCCUUUUUUAUCUUUAUUUUUGCUUUCCAUAUAGAUUUUUAAAGAGCCAAAACUAUAGGAAUUAUUUUCAGAGGUAUUUUUAUUUGACAUUAUCAUGAGUAAUGUUUCUAUGCUGUAAAUUUUAUUUGUACAGAAUAGCUAAAAUAGAUUAUAGGUCUCAAAAUUUUGAGUCGUGUAGUAAAGAAUAACAACCUGAUAGUACAGUGAUGGUACAGUGUUGGUCAGGCAGGUAGGAUUCUGUAUAUUGCUUGUAGUACUGGGGUCAAACAGCUGAUAAGCUGAGCUAUGCAGGGGAAAAUGUAAUUUCUGUCAAGUACCUGUGCCAAAUGUCUGCCCAGAAAGUACCAGUGUUAUUGUCUGGGAUAGUCAUCCCCACCAGAAAAAAAAAGCUGCUUGUAGUAUGGCAUUGGUGUGGGGACAGGUGCCUUCUGUGCAGCAAAUGACCAUCAUUUGCUCAUUGUCUUUAUGCAGAUGCUGUUAAGAUGGUUAAGUCUUCUCUCUCCUAUUUAAUGCAUCUCUUUAGCUCAUGGCAGCUGUCUUUAAGUGGAGGGGGAGUACUGAAGUAGUGAUGGAAAUCAAAAUGAAAAUAAGAAGAAGGCAGUUAUUUUUGCAGUGAUCUUCCUUCAGUUUGGACUAAGUCAGUUUCUUUGCUUUGAACUGUGUCUGCUGUGAUGUGAGGUUUACUGUAGUAAAUGCACAUUUGUAGAACUUUGGUCUAGGCCAAAUUACUCAGGAGGGGUACACUACAUAACCGAGUCCUGAACUAUUAAGUGGAACACUAGAAUAGUGGGGGUAUGGGAAUAUCUUUGCUGUUCCCAAAGUUUUCUGAAAUAAUGGUCUUGUACCCCUCAUAUCAGACAGAACAAGCCCCCUAUGUCAGAAGAAGCAAUGCCAAGCACAACAUAACAUAGAAGUGACAUGUUAAAUGUUCCUAUUUUGUUUCAUAUGUUUCUGUCUGCCCUAAAAAAACAGCUUGUUAAUGUACUUUAUCUGGCAAAGGUUUAGAUGCCUGUAGCACCAUGUAGUUUGGCUUGUGCAGAAAAGUCCCACAGCAUUUUUUGCUGUUUAGCUGCAGUCUGUCAUUAUUUCACCUACAGCUAUGUGGUAUAGCUGUACUAUCAUAAUUUGUAAGUCCUUUCAUUUUAUCUGGGGUGACUUUGUUGGUAUUUAUUUCUUAUUUCUGUCCAAACAACUCCAUGUUUGUCCUCUUACUGUUGUGAAUCAGGUAGCCAAUAAAUAUGUUUUUUUUUGUCACUGUCAAAAGCUGGUUUGACCAUAUAUUUGAAACCAGCAUGUCUUAACUUCACACGUAUUCUGAAAACUGAAGGAACAAACAAGAAACAAAAUCUCUGGAAAAUCUGUUUCAUUGUUUAUUUUCUCAAGAAAGCACUUUACAGCUGACAUCACAUUCAUGUGUGUUUAAAGAGUGGUAGCAGUGACUAUGGACUAAACCGAAAGAAGUAACUGUCCUGAUACUAAUAUUUGCAGAAAACAGAAAGUGGCUUGGUUAAUGCAAAGUAAUGCUGAAGAUGGUCAUAGUCCUGUCAGAAGAGGUGGCAAUAAGGAAAAUGCUUGAAAAGCCAAAUUGGGAUUGGUAAUUAUUGAUGGAGAAGUCUAAUUGUGAUAUGGUAAUGUAUUAUUAGAAAAGUAAAAACUGGGAAGCAGUAAUGUAUUGAUAAAAGGGUAGUGCAAGAGAAGCUGACUGCUGGGGACUUGGCUAGUUGCUACACACAAAACAAAAAUAUAGAGAGCAAAAAUUCUUUGGAUGACAGAAGUUUUAUCACCCCUGUAAACUAUAAACUGCAGACUCUUUCCAGAACAGAUUGGCUGUCACUGACGCCAAAACGUUUCCACCCUCAUGUUCUGCAAAAGUUGUAAGAGCCAGAGAGGCACAUGUACAAUGUAUGAGUGAUUUGGUCCAAAAUUAAUAGCUUCUAUCAAAAUGCCUUUGGUGAAAGAUUUACAUGCAUAGCUAGAAAAGCAAUACUUUUCACAGACUGAGCUCCACAACCUGUCCUAGAGCAGAGUCUGAAAACAAUAGAAUGUUUUAGAAUGUUUCACAUCAUGCAGAAAUUGUUAAUGCAGUUAGUGCACUGUUACACAAUAAAAUGUGCUUGUCCAUAUGUUUUUGGGAAAAUUAAUACAUUACAUUCUGAAAAGUGUCAGUAUCCAUGUUCAAUUCAUAGCUUUUUUUUCAAUAUUUUAAUGUCUUAGGUUGUUUUGUAUUUGGGAGAUGUACAGUACAAAAUUUAAGUCUGAGAAGCAAAAUAAAAGUUACCUUGUAGCUAAUUUUAGCAUACAUUUCAGCCCGAAUAAAAAAAAAAGGGAGUACAAUUACUGAUGUUUGGAUGCAAAGUAUAAUGUGCACGUUUGUGAGCGCAGGAAUUAAAGUAUUUGCUACAAUGCCUUGUUAAGUUGGGGCCCACUUAUUUUGGACGUUAAGUGGGUGUAUGAAAACGAAUGAGCAUUUACUUCAUCUUCAUUGCAAGUCUCAGUAAGUGCCUUUUGGUAUUAUUAAAUAGUUGUGUAGAUGUUUAAUUCGUUCUAUACAUAUUUUUAUAACUUUCUUUGUAUAAAACAAUUUAACUCAGUGUCUUAAUGUAUAUUGUCAUUUUAGCACAAACCUGUAUUAUAUAAAGCUUUCUCACCAUUUCGAA
This is a messenger RNA of Protopterus annectens (West African lungfish), 4401 nucleotides long. RefSeq names its product CDC42 effector protein 5 (gene CDC42EP5). The transcript has 3 exons. The record is from RefSeq and is a predicted model, not a curated record. NCBI's taxonomy places the organism in Eukaryota, Metazoa, Chordata, Ceratodontiformes, Protopteridae. The coding region runs from base 671 to 1633 and encodes 320 amino acids.